GCGUGUGACAGCGUUGGCUUGUCUUAUAAUGACGCCAUUUUACCCUUGAAAUUGUAACGACCUGCCUUUAGGUUUUUGACUGAUCUUGUCUUGUGAAAUGCCUAAUGAUUUGACGUGGUCUUGAAAACACGUGGUAUAUCCCCUUCAGAAAAUUGAGUAACACUGAAUAUUAAAGCAGAAUGCCGGCUAAGCUUGUAUGCCGGCCUUGUCUCGAUUACUAAAAACAUGCUUGUAAUUUCGUCAGUGCGCACUGUUGCACAUUUCCCUGUGUCUUAUCUAUGUGGCCAUGACCUCAGCUGUUGUCCAACGCAUUAUUUCAACAGGGUUGCGUGUGUGUGUUUUGUAAUGAUGUGUAAAACCUAUGCAAGAGUAGAAUUUAAAUGUAUAAGCACAAAUGGGUGGAUGGAUGACUAGUGAACAGUAAAUGCACAACUAGGUCAGGCGUUACUUUUGCUAAGAUGUUUGACUCUGUCCUUCAAACACUGAGAGGCUUAAUCUAAUCUGUUCUAGACUUCUAAGCUUGCCACUGACAAGGUUACACAUUUAAUAAAGGAUGUCCUAGGGAGUGCCGUAAAGACCUGAAUAAAAUUUUGUGCGGAAAUUACUGAAAGCACUGUGUGAAGCAGUUUUUCCUUAAGCAAUGGGCCGUUUCCAAGUGCAAUUACACAGUCUGAGUCGUAAAACUCCUAAGCCAGAUGUGUCGGGUUAACGCACAGUGUUUCCACAGCAGAGCAAAUGACCUGUUCUUUGACCAUAGCUGUUCAUUGCUUUUGGCCAGUAAACUCUUAAGAUGUAGUGGUACAAUGGGAGCCAUCGUGACCUGUCCCCUGGAGGUGUUGAAGACACGGUUGCAGUCCUCGGGCCUCACCCUCCGGCCUGUCUUCCAGGUCCAGUUGGGUACCCUGAGUGGCACGGGGGUUAUCCGACCAGGGGGUGUUACACCUGGACUGCUGCAGGUCCUACGAUCCAUUCUUGAAAAAGAGGGACCAAGAUCUCUUUUUCGUGGACUGGGUCCGAAUCUUGUCGGUGUUGCCCCUUCAAGAGCCAUUUACUUUGCUGCAUACUCCAAAUCUAAAGAGCUGUUCAAUGGACUGUUUGUCCCUAAUAGUGGAUUGGUACACAUGUCCUCGGCUGGUGUUGCAGCUUUUGUUACCAACUCUCUGAUGAACCCCAUCUGGAUGGUCAAGACCAGGAUGCAGCUGGAGAAAAAAGCCAGAGGAGAGAAGAAGAUGAAUGCACUGCAGUGUGCUCGAUAUGUUUACAAAACGGAAGGGGUCCGGGGCUUCUACCGCGGCCUGACUGCAUCCUAUGCUGGCAUUUCGGAAACCAUGAUCUGCUUCCUCAUCUACGAGACACUGAAGAAACACCUCGCCAAGAGACAGUUCAGCUUACCGAACGGUGAAAAGGAGAAAAGAGCAUCGGACUUCCUGAGCCUGAUGAUGGCAGCUGCUUUUUCAAAGGGUUGUGCAUCCUGCAUAGCGUAUCCACACGAGGUCAUUCGGACAAGGCUGCGUGAAGAGGGCAGCAAGUACAAGUAUUUCUUCCAGACAGGGAGGUUAAUAGCAGUGGAGGAAGGUUAUGCAGCUUUUUAUAGAGGACUCAUUCCACAGCUAAUUAGGCAAAUCCCUAACACAGCCAUCGUCCUCUCCACAUAUGAACUCAUUGUCCAUCUGCUGGGAGACUCCAAGUGAAGACAUGUUUGAAAGUGGGGAUUUUCCUGACAAACUGUGGAUGCCACACAGAACCCAAAGCACACUGGCCCUAAAGACUUUUGAAAAUGCAGCACAUAGUUUUUUAAUGUGGUGCUACAGAGACUCUCAUCAUGGAACUAAAGCAGGUUGUACUGUUAUCCAAAGAGCUAAACGCAUUAUUUUACUGACAGAUUGUUAGUUUAUUAAAAAUACACAAGAAGUUGUGGUACUCAUUGAACCUCUAAACCUGUGGGAAAAGGUCAUCUUCUCUGAGGACUAGCUUUAAGUUAAUUAAAUUAUUUUUGUUCUGUUAUAUUGUUUUUGGACUGUGUUUGUUUUCUUGUAUCAGUGGUAAAUGUACCAGCAUGCAUGACUUGGCAGGUUUGAAGGAAUAUUAUUCAAAAGCACUAGUAGUACUGCUGUUAUAGAUUAUUUUCAAAUUCCUGUUAUUCUUUGACACAGUCUGCUGGAUUUGAAGUUUAAGUUAACAGAGAAAUCUGUCAUAUUUUUUUUAUUAAUAUAUUGCACAUCUACAGACUUAUCUGUAUGUUUUCUUUGGGGAGGGGGGGGAAAUAGGCACCUUUUACGAUUAUAGGUAAACUUGGAUGCUUAGUUGACCAGUGGCUCAAUAAAACGCAUCAGUUGGCUGAAAAAUUA
Messenger RNA from Archocentrus centrarchus (flier cichlid), 2348 nucleotides. RefSeq names its product solute carrier family 25 member 33 (gene slc25a33). Bases 696 to 1691 code for a protein of 331 amino acids. Gene Ontology annotation, cellular component: mitochondrion. The transcript has 7 exons. Gene Ontology annotation, biological process: pyrimidine nucleotide import into mitochondrion. Gene Ontology annotation, molecular function: pyrimidine nucleotide transmembrane transporter activity. The record is from RefSeq and is a predicted model, not a curated record. Lineage: Eukaryota; Metazoa; Chordata; Actinopteri; Cichliformes; Cichlidae.